Lactuca saligna is the source of this 312-nucleotide messenger RNA. NCBI's taxonomy places the organism in Eukaryota, Viridiplantae, Streptophyta, Magnoliopsida, Asterales, Asteraceae. The record is from the annotation of a GenBank genome assembly.
AUGUCGAAAAUUUGUAGUAUGAGGUUACCAAGCUUUGAUGUUGCCAAAGAAUGUCAUCUUCUUUUUGUUGAGGAAGUUAAAAAUGUGGAGGAAUCUGUCAAACUCAAAAUGGAUGAACUUAAGCCCAAGAUAUCGAAAGAGGUGGUAAAGAUAGAACAAAACUAUACGAGUCUUCAUAACAAGGUGGAUGUUCUUGCUGAUGUAAUCAAGAAGCUUGUGGAGUAUAAUACUUUUUUCUCCACCAAACAUGAAUCCAAGAAAGAAACAGAUUCGAAAGUGUUUGAAAAGAUGGAGGAGUUUUGGGAAGUCUAA